CUCUUCAAAAGGAAACAACAUUUUGAUGAUCAUGUGAAAACGAAAACAACAAAACUUUACAGAAAACAAAAUGAGUAUUUGAUUGAUAAAGAGUGUCAGAAGUAUGCAUGAAGCAUUUGAGGCUGGUUCCAUUGUGGAAAAUUUUCCACUGAAAAUCGAAUCAAUAGCAUGUUAUGAUGACAUACUGUUAGUUGGAACAAAAGAUGGUCCCUUAUUGCAAUAUAAAGUGAAAAAAUAUAAAGUUUCAGGUGAGACAAAGUAUGAAGUUGCUUUGGAAAGAUCAAACAAAACCUUUUCUAAGAAACCAAUUCAGCAGUUGUUUGCUGUGCCAGAGUUGUUCUUGUUGAUAAGUCUUUCAGACAAUGUUGUAAGUGUACAUGAUUUGACUACAUUCAACUUGAUUACAACUCUCACAAAGACAAAAGGUGCCACACUCUUUGCUGCAGAUGUUGAGACCCUUGUAUCACAGACUGGCGAGAAACAAUCAACAUUACAAAUAUGUGUAGCAACAAGACGGAAACUACAAAUUAUGUUCUGGAAAAACAGAGAGUUUAUAGAUUUAACAGGUGAUAUGAACAUGUAUGACAUUCCUAGAGCUAUGGUUUGGUUUAAAGACAGACUCUGUGUGGGCUUUAAAAGGGAUUACUUCAUUGUCAAAAUUCAGAAUGGAGAGUCGAAGGAGUUGUUUCCCCUGGGAAGUAAGCAGACAGAGCCAGUGAUAACAUAUUUGAAGGAUUCCGGGUUUAUAGUUAGCCGCGAUGAUAUGUCAAUAUUUAUAGACAAAGAGGGUCAGCCAUUUAAGAAACAUCCUGUCAGGUGGACAGAUAUUCCUGUAGCCUCUGUUCAUGAAGCUCCAUAUCUAAUCUCAGUUUUACCAAAAUGUUUAGAAGUGCGUACAAUAGAUCCCCAUCUUAUGAUACAGUCUAUAGAGUUAAAGAAUGCAAGGUUUAUAUGUCAGGGUAGCGGACAAAUCUAUAUUGCCUCUAGUAACCAUGUCUGGAGACUGACAGCAGUACCAACAGCCAAUCAAAUCCGACAGCUCAUACAGAAUAAGGAGUUUGAGUUAGCUUUGCAAUUGGCAAAAAUGACUGAAGAACCCGAGAUGGAAAAGCAGCACAGAAUUAACCAAAUACAAACACUGUAUGCUGUCAACCUGUUCUGUAAACUUAAAUUUGAAGAAUCUAUGAAACUAUUUGUUAACUUGGACACUGAUCCAUCUCAUGUGAUAGGGUUGUAUCCUAACUUACUGCCGGCAGAGUUUAAGAAGAAAUUAGAAUACCCUGAACCAUUACCUGUUCUAGAAGGAAGUGAUCUAGAGAAAGGAUUGCUAGCAUUAACUGACUAUCUGAAUGAUAAAAAGCGAAUAUUAAACAAAGUAUCAACAGUAUCACCAACUGCCAUCAAGGAAGGUAACACCAUGGUAACCUCGAAGGAACAACUCACCCAGAUCAUUGAUACAACACUUCUUAAAUGUUAUCUACAGACAAAUGAUGCCCUGGUAGCGUCAUUGUUAAGACUGAAGGAUAACAAGGUUCAUAUAGAAGAGGCAGAGAGAUCUCUCAAGAAGAAGGAAAAAUUUAGUGAACUUAUAAUACUCUAUGAACAGAAAGGAUUACAUGAGAAAGCAUUAAAUUUGCUAAUGAAACAAGCAGCGCGACCAAAAUCUCUUCUUCAAGGCUGUGAUAGGACUGUGCAAUAUUUACAACAUUUAGGGCCAGAUCAUAUAAAUCUCAUAUUUGAAUAUGCUGAUUGGGUAAUAAAAGAAUAUCCUGAAGAUGGACUAAAGAUUUUCACAGAAGAUCUGCCAGAAGUUGAAAGUCUACCAAGGCGGAAAGUAUUGGAUUAUCUAGAAAAUCUUAAUAAGGGAAAUAAAGACUUGGCCAUAAAAUAUUUGGAACAUGUGAUAUAUGACUGGAAGGACACAUCGGAGGAAAUACACAGUAGAUUUGCUCAACUUCUCAGGGAGAAAGUACAGUUCCUUAUGAGGGAAUACAUACAGUCACUGCCUGAAGGGCACAUGCCAGUGAAGAAAGCAGGUACAGAGCCAGCUGAACUAGGGGAAUAUAGAAAAAAACUUAUAGAUUUUCUACAUAUGUCUACAUAUUACAAACCAGAGGAAUUGUUACCUAGAUUUCCUUUAAAUGAAUUUUUUGAGGAGCGUGCAAUAUUGUUAGGUCGACUGGGAAGACAUGAGGUGGCAUUAGGGUUGUAUGUGAUAAUACUGAAAGAUGCCAAAUUAGCAGAGGAAUAUUGUAGGAAGUACUACAACAAGCAUUCCCCUGGAGAUAGUGAUGUAUAUUAUUAUUUACUGAAAGUAUAUUUACAACCACCUGAGCCCUCAUCACUAGGUUUGACAGCAUUUAAAGAUGGUAUAAAACCAGAGCCUAACCUUCCAGCUGCCUUAAAGAUUAUGGAACAACAUGCAGGAUGUUUAGAUACAACUAGAGCAUUAGAGUUACUUCCCCCUGACACAAAGAUUCAGGACAUACUGGCAUUUAUGGAGAAUGUUUUAGAACUUAAAGCAUCUACAAAACAUCAAAACAGGGUAUUAAGAAACAUGUUGUUCUCGGAGACACUACAUGUACAUGAACAGAGGAUGUUUUAUCAGAAAGAAAAGGUUGUCAUAGAUGAUUUCAAGAUGUGUGUGGUCUGUAGGAAACGUAUUGGAAACAGUUUCUUUGCUCGUUAUCCCAAUGGUGUUAUUGUACAUUAUGGAUGCUGUAAAGAUCCUAAAGUUCCGCCUUGUGAUCCCUGAUAGAAAUGGUGCUGUAAACAUUCCAAUGCUAAUAAGUGCUUCACAAUUAUAGUGCAAUGUAAAAGUCAUGUGACCUCAGUAAUCCACUAUAAAAUGACUCCUGUAGAUAUAGUUUGCAGGAUAGUUCUUACACUUUUAAAGGAUUAAAGCAGCACACCUCCAGAUUCAUGUUAAAUUUCAUGAAAAUUUUGAUAAUGUAUUUGACAGUAAAAUAUUGUGAGGUGAACAAAUAAAGUUAUUUACAUAUUGCAAUUGGCAUUACAAUCCAUGCAAAUAACCAAAAAGAGGUCAAAAUGUGCAAAAAAAACCUUACUGCGUUAGUAACGCAGUAGAAAUAUGGUAAUAAAAUACUGCAAAAUCAGUCUUAAAUCGCAAAUAACAUGUAAACUUUAACAUUGAUCUUGAUUGUUUUUUACUUUUCUUGAAAUAUUAGUACAUUUUUCUCAAUUUUCAUUUUCUUGAAAUAUUUUGGCUCAUCUGGAGGCGUGCAGCUUUAAAAAUCUAUUUUUGUUUAUAAAGAUUUUGACCAAUUUUUACUCAAAAUUGAUUGGUUGAUUUAACACAAGUGUAACAGACUAUGUUGAAAUAUGUUAUUUUUAGUCAAAUUUACAUUUUAACAUGAUGAUAGACUUCAAAUCAAAAUUGUUUGAUGGAAAAUUUUGAAUCUUUUUUUCAACUAGUGCAUUUUAAGAUUUUCAUAAAAAUGUAAGUAUAAAGAUGGUUGAAAGGAAUCCCAGAGGUUGUCUGCACACAUAUAUAGAUUUAUAUAAAAUGAUAAAAUGUGAUGAAUUUUCCUUGUGCACUGUAUUUAUAUAUAUAUUUAUAUAUGUGUGGGGGAAAAAAGAAUACUACUUCACUUGAGUCUGUGAUUAUUUGUUUAUUAAAUGAGUAUUAAGUGUUUGUGAACUUGUAUUUAGGUAAAUCUAAAAAAAAUAUAUGUAACAAAUCAAGUGUUAAACUGAACAAAAAAAUCUACUGUAUUUUCUAUAGAUUAGACUUUACAAUGUGAUAUUUUUUACGAAAUUAUCAAUUCAUCGAAAUUUCAUUGCCUGUAAUGCAUGAAUGAAUAUUUUCUCAUCAAACAUUCUCACAAAGUUUGAUUAUGAUCCAACCAAAACUGUGACUGGUAAUGUGUUAACAACCUCAAUGUUGACGAUGCACGAGAAAAUGUAGCUAGUCAAUAUAAGGCAUUACAUUAUGUGUCUGAAAUAUGGGGUUUGUCUGGUCUGGUAAGCAAAUGCAUCAUAUUAGGGGGAAUAUUUUUUUUUUUUUAAAUGUGUGUUAUAGUCUUAGAUGAGUAGUAGUACUUAUUAUAUGGUGUUUUUUUGGCUUGAAGAUUCAACACAGUAAAAGAUAAAAUGAUUUUUGAAAUGUCAGAUAAAUGAAAUUUUAGUCUGAAGUUGUCAGAAAAAUACUUCUGACAUCAAUUAUAAUAACUUUUGUUGUAAUUUAAUUAAUCACUGCUAUAUUGCAAAUACCAAUCUCAAUUGCAUUGAUAUUUAUGGAGAGAGGGAUUAAUAAAGACUUAUAGACCUUGAUGUUUGUAUGGAAAAAAAACAACAACAAAAAAUGGAAUGAGCAGAUGUCUUGAAUUUAGCAAGACUGUUCCUUGUAUUAAGGUCAUUUAAGAAGCUUUUAAAUAAAGUUAUCAUUUUGGUAAAUGCCAGAAUGCAAGUAGCAAGGGAAUAGAUGGGUUUGUUUUUAAAUAAAAAGACUGUUUAAUAACUCAAGAAAACCACAAUAUUUUUUUUCUGAGUUUUCAAAUGAGCAUUUCACAGUAAGAUAAUCUUACAUUGAAAAAGGCCAAAAUGUAAACAUAGCUAUAGAUUGCUCUAUUUUACAAAGAAACAAUGAGAAGAACAUGAGCUUUCAUUUAGAACCUGUAUUUUGUUCUUCCUGAUAUUGAUAACGUUGCUAUUAUGUGUCAAAUAUACUUUAUUUUUAUGUUACUUUGCAUGCUUUGUAAAUGAUGUAUUAAUUGCCACUUUGUUAUAGGAUAAAUCAUGCAUAUGUAUGUAUUGUUACUCAAAUUGCUAUUUAUAUAAAAUAAUAAAUUUGAUGAAUAAAUAUGAAAAAUAAUCA
Molecule: messenger RNA, 4837 nt
Organism: Ruditapes philippinarum (Manila clam)
Lineage: Eukaryota; Metazoa; Mollusca; Bivalvia; Venerida; Veneridae
Product: vam6/Vps39-like protein
Exons: 24
Coding region: 104-2755 (883 amino acids)
Biological process (GO): endosomal vesicle fusion; autophagy; vesicle-mediated transport
Cellular component (GO): membrane; cytoplasm
Source: RefSeq, a predicted model, not a curated record